GAUAUUCCCAUCCUGCACCGCGAGAGCGCUGUCCGCGGUGCUGAAGAGCAUCCCUGGGCUGCAUUGGCGGCGGCGGCUACCACUUUAUGCACAGCGCCUUCUUCUUCUUCUUCCUCCUUCAAGUCGCACCUCGGGAUCAUGGGGCCCUGAAGAAGCCGAAUCCCGAGAGGAGGAAGAGGGCCAUGACUAUGAUGAUGAGGAUGGAGGACAAGAAGAAGACCAGCCCCUUCCACCGGAGCUGCCCGGAGGCCGGAGGAGGAGGAGGAGGAGGAGGAGGAGGAGGAGGAGGAGGAGGAGGAAGCGGCGCUGCUCCUUCUUCCCAGCUGGAGGCCAAGAUCCAAGCGGCGGUGGAGUUCAAGGCCGAGGGCGCCCGCUGCUACAAGCAGAAGAAGUUCCGCGAGGCCAUCGGGGAGUAUCACCGCGCCCUCAUGCAGCUCAAGGGCCUCCCGGGCGAAGGAGACGAGAAAGAAGGGCCGGCAGCGGAGAAGAAGAAGAUCCUACUCGGCGGGGAGGCGAGUCUUCCUUGGAGAAGGCUCUCCGAGGAGCAGCGGGCCCUGGUCGAGAGCACCGAGAUCGAGUGCUACAACAGCCUGACAGCUUGCCUGCUGCAGUCAGAGCUGGUGAACUAUGAGCGCGUGCGGGAGUAUUGCCUCAAGGUCCUUGCCAAGGAGAAGAGUAACUUCAAAGCCAUGUACCGGGCCGGCAUUGCCUUCUACCAUCUUGGGGAUUAUGACAACGCCUUGCUCUAUUUGAAAGAGGCCAAGAAGCGCGAACCUACAGACACCAAUGUCCUGCGCUACAUCCAGCUAACCGAGAUCAAGAUCAGCCGCUGCAACCAGCGGGAGAAGGAGGUGAUUGUGUAGCGGCGUUGGACCUGCCUUGCCAGAGCUCUUCCCCCACCCCACUCAACCCACAUGUCAGUGACAGACAGAGCCUUCUACACAUGGUGCCAAUUGUGCCCGGAAUCCGCCCGCUGCCCUCCAUGCUCCAGGAAGAUGCCAUCAGGUGCCCACCAUGCCCUGGCAAUGCCACAGCCAGAGAACUCCCAGCAGAGAGCAGCACUGCCCUCCGAAGCCAGUAUGGCUCCUGGUCCUUUCGGCUGUGGGACGUGAUAAUGUAGCAUUUCGCCAGAACACUGUUGGGGUUGCUUAAUUUUUUUAAAGAAAAAUAGAUGAGAGAAUUUUC
This is a messenger RNA of Anolis carolinensis (green anole), 1185 nucleotides long. It is a transcript of the gene ttc9b, whose product is annotated as tetratricopeptide repeat domain 9B. The transcript is spliced from 3 exons. Gene Ontology annotation, molecular function: protein binding. Lineage: Eukaryota; Metazoa; Chordata; Lepidosauria; Squamata; Anolidae. Bases 87 to 863 code for a protein of 258 amino acids. The record is from RefSeq and is a predicted model, not a curated record.